Molecule: messenger RNA, 264 nt
Organism: Suillus plorans
Lineage: Eukaryota; Fungi; Basidiomycota; Agaricomycetes; Boletales; Suillaceae
Exons: 1
Source: RefSeq, a predicted model, not a curated record
CUGUACGUUUACGAAUGUCAGUGGGACAAAAAUCAUUCCCCCUGUGGUAUGCAUAUCGAAGGUGACCAGGCCAGCGUCACAGACCAUCUCGCCAGGUUUCAUGGCUUCACGGGCGGUGAAGGGGAUACUACUUGUCUCUGGGAUGGAUGUACGUCAAAAAAGCGCACCGCUAUGAAAGGUACGAGUAUCGCUCGUCACCUCGUCACGCAUAUCGGCUACAAAAUAAAAUGUACCGCCUGCAACGUCGACUAUGCGCGGGAAGAU